CACGUGAUCGCUGACAAUAUACUCGGGAUCGAUGAGUUCGAAAGGAUGUUAACAAAGAAAGAGCCAUUGGACGAGUGCAAUGCCGCGGCACUGGCUUUAAAAGCAAAUCUUAACGAAUCAGUCGACCCGUGCGACGACUUCUACUCCUACGCAUGUGGGGGUUGGGAGGCCUCGCAUACCAUACCUGACGAUAGGCUUAAUGUCAACAACUAUAACAUACUCGACGACAAUAUAUCGGAGUUUUUUAGGGAAUCGUUGACUCAAACGCCGUUUAAGAGCGAUUCAAAUGCCGUCACCUAUGCCUCGGACUUCUUCAAGGCAUGUAUUGAUGAAGAAACACGUGAUGCCCGUGGUAUGACCACGGUCAUUGAGGCACUGGAUUCAUCAGGGGGUUGGCCUAUACUUGGCCGAUGGGGUGCCAAUCGUGACAAACAAUUUGAGUGGAAAGACUCAUUAUUAAACGGAAACAAGACUUUGGGUGAGGAUAUUGCUGACAAUGGAGGGCUACGGGAGUCGUACCGCGCGUUUCAAACACACGUCCAGACAUACGGAGAACCGCCACGACUGCCACACGUCUCACAAUAUUCACCGCAACAGCUAUUUUUCCUAUCGUUCGCGUCCGUACGUAGUUAGGUGCAAUUUGAUAAAACAAAAUUACAUUGAAACUCAAAUAAUAAAUGAUUCGCACAGUCCCAAUAAAUACAGGGUUAAUGUACCAGUGUCAAAUUUUGUUGAAUUUUCAAAUGCUUUUAAGUGUGGAC
Molecule: messenger RNA, 761 nt
Organism: Oppiella nova
Lineage: Eukaryota; Metazoa; Arthropoda; Arachnida; Sarcoptiformes; Oppiidae
Source: the annotation of a GenBank genome assembly